AUGACGCGUUGUGCUACCCUUGUACUAGUGCUAGCUGUAGUCGCUGUCAUUUUGACGCCUUCAAACCCUUGGAGACGUCGUAGAAGACGGCGGUUUAUCUGUAAGCCUACGGACUGUAAGUUAAGCCAGUGGAGUGCUUGGGCCGCUUGCAGCCGUACUUGCAAAGGGGGCACAACUACGCGCACUCGCCAAAUAGCCUAUCAUGAGUCUUGUGGAGGAAGUUGUCCUUCGCACCCGCUGAACGAAACGAGAAGCUGUAAUAUACAGCAGUGCUGUCCAGUCGACUGUGCUUACUCCUGGAGUGCAUGGAGUGCAUGUACUGGAUGCGGGAUCUCAACCAAAUCGCGGACCCCAUUCAUCAAAGUGCGCAAUUCGUGUAAUGGAAAAGCUUGUCCAGGAAAGGAAACACAGUCUUGUAAAACUGGAAAGUGA
Molecule: messenger RNA, 432 nt
Organism: Pocillopora meandrina
Lineage: Eukaryota; Metazoa; Cnidaria; Anthozoa; Scleractinia; Pocilloporidae
Source: the annotation of a GenBank genome assembly